This is a messenger RNA of Naegleria lovaniensis, 1278 nucleotides long. RefSeq lists its product as uncharacterized. The record is from RefSeq and is a predicted model, not a curated record. The transcript has 5 exons. NCBI's taxonomy places the organism in Eukaryota, Heterolobosea, Eutetramitea, Acrasida, Naegleriidae. The coding region runs from base 1 to 1278 and encodes 425 amino acids.
AUGUUCAUUAGAAAUCUCUUCAAGUCAUCACGAGCCGAGAGAGGAGCUUCUUUUUUAACGGAGGAAGAAGUUGAUGAACAAAAUUCUGGAAAUAUAAAUCAAGAAAGUUAUAAAUUACCUGCUUCUAUAACUGUGCCUCUCAUGGAAGAUGAUGCUCUCAUGAAGUCAUUGUUUUUCCCAAAUCAAAUAUUUGACAAGUGUGAUUGUCCUGUCGAAGAUACAAAGCCCAGCACAUUGGGAGAAAUAUUUUGCAGUGUGUCACCUUUUUCCGAUGACGUUUUAACAUUCAAAGAUUUGGAUCGAAAGGAUAUGUUUCUUCAGAAAAUGAAAGGCAUUAAAUGUGAGCGAACGAAUCGACAAAUUGAAAUGAUGGCACAGGACUAUGUCAUUAAACAACGCUUUCAAUAUCGAUAUUUCUACAGGAAGAGAGAAGAUAACACAAAGAAUUCUGAAUGUCUUCUAAAUAUUGCAAUCGGAGUCAUGAGCGUUAAUCCACAAUGUGAGAGGAGAAUUUUGGAUUAUGAUCCAUCGGAGGAAGGUCCUUUUUUCCAAUUAGUACCUCUGGUUGGUAAUAGAAUUCUUUCCUGGAACGAUUGUUCUCUUGUGACUGUUGGACUGAGAUGUAAGGAGAAUGUAACAACCAUCAUUGAUUUAGUGAAAUUAGUGAAUCAAGAACAAGUCACAAAAGUAUUGGAGGAAUUAGCAGAUGAAUGUUGCAUGUGGAAUGGUGAAAAAAUGUUCAGUUAUACCUCCAACAAUAGUUUUCACUUUCUGAAAGCUAUUAUAUCCAGAAUUCUAACAAGCCUUUCAAAAAUUUCCACUUUAAACGAUGAACAAAAAACUAUUUCUAAAAAGUCAUUGGAUGAAAUUAUUGAAUCAAAGCUAACAUAUAGUAUCAAAACCUAUGUCAGAGAGUUUGUAGAAUCAAAAGGAUAUUCAAGAGCAAUCAUUCCUCUAGCUCACAAAGUUAAACCACUGAGUCCAGAAAUUAUCAAGCAAUUUGGGGAGAGUUAUCAAAGUCUUCCUUCAAAUGCCUUGACUCAACCAUUACUCUUCACAACAGAGCAGCAACUUGAUAUUUACAAAAAGAUUGUGGAAAGCAAUAUGUCCACUUAUUUUGUCAGUGAAGGAAUGCAGGAAUAUCGGUUUUGGAGCUGUUUGAAACGCUCCUUGUCCAAGGAUAAACAACCUGUUGAGGAUAAGGGCGUGUUACAAAUUAUUUUAAAGGAUAAGGCAUUUGAUCUCUAUGACUAUACGCCUCAAAAGCCCCAACGAUAG